Molecule: messenger RNA, 1787 nt
Organism: Triticum dicoccoides
Lineage: Eukaryota; Viridiplantae; Streptophyta; Magnoliopsida; Poales; Poaceae
Exons: 5
Coding region: 144-1559 (471 amino acids)
Source: RefSeq, a predicted model, not a curated record
ACCUACCGUUUCGCUUGUCUCUCGGCCAUCCAUAUCCCCAAACCGAAUCCUUCGCUCCCAGAUCAAGAAAGAAUCCUUCGCCCCCCAAAGAGCUUUUUACGCGUCUCCGCCAACGCCGCAGCCGACGAAACCCUAGCAUCGCGAUGUUGUCGUCGAAGGAGCCCCUGGGUCCUGGACAUGCCUUUCCCGGCGACUGCUAUCCCAGCCAUCUGCCCAGCUUCGAAAUCCCCACAGAUCUUUUUGGUCCCUUUCCCCGGCAUGUUCAUGAGACUCGCGAGGAGGCCCCCAUCGAUGUGUUUAGAUUCGAAAUCGCCCCAGAUCUAUUCGGUUCUACCCACCAUCGUCUCCUUGAUGCGUUCGAGGAGGAGGAGGAGGAGGAGGUGGUGGUGGUGUUGGCGGAGAAGAAAGAGAGAGGGUUCCUCGAGAGCGAAUCAGAGUCUGAAUCUGAGUUGCCUAGCUGGGACGACAUUCUCGUGGGCGCUGGUGUUGAACCUGUUGAUGGCGUCAACUUGUCCGACUUGAUGGAUUACGAUCCGCUGGCAGUGGAUGCCGACAACGAGGAGACAAACUGCCCAGGGAAGAAAUUUCCCGAGGCAACAGCAGCGAAAGUAGACGAUAUAUGGAGUAGGAUUUACACCAGACGCAACAUCGAGUACCAGAAGAAGUGUGAGGAGAUUGAAGCAAGUGAAGAUGAGAAUGCCACAUUUCCUUCUUAUCCUCUCAAAAUACUCCCUGAGGCAACAGGUCUAUGUGUCUUGAGGGGCUUUUGCCACCACCGUGAAUAUAAAACCCAUGAUACUUCCACUACUAGAUCAAGUCUUGGGUUACGUGAUCCAAGACUGAUGCUACAGAUCUUUGCGAUGCAUUUAUCAAUCUCCGAAUCCUAUUCCUACCCCGUUAGCGUCUAUGGAAUUGUUGCUGUUCGGGAUGCCUUGGAGCCACUACGGAAUCUUGUGUUUAACCGUCCCUGCAGAGAUGAUGCUUUUACGGUUGACCAGGAUUCCUUAACCUUGCCUCUUUGUAGUCCUCGUCGAGGAAUGUAUAUAGUAAGGGACAGAGCAUUACUAGAAGUUGAUCUUUGGGUAAAGGAGGAAGGAGAUGGGUCAUCUGACAAACAGUUGCUUUCUUUGUAUGCUGAGUUUGAGGGGAUGUACGAGUUAGAUGAAAUGCUAGAUGGAGAGGUUAGUAGUGACCUUGGCAGCUUGGUCAUUGACUAUCUCUUGCUUGAUGAGAGUGUUGAGGCUGUAAUACAAGUCUCUGCAAAGAUUGACUGCCCUCAUCAUAUGAGAUUCACUGCAUUCACUAGUGGCUUUGAUGGUGAGAUUGUGCUGUUUGAUGAUAAGUUCUCUGGGAAUGGAAAACUGUUCCAGUAUGUUGUCGCGGUGAAGGCUGAGGGGAAAUUGGAUAUUUGCUUAAAAAUGGAGGAAUCAUUGUUUUGGUGGACUUUCCAGGAAGGAGCUGUUGGAGCUGUUAGGUUCCCUGAUGACUCAGUUUUAAAUUACGGGCAGUUUGAGGUGACGGUGCUUUUUGCUCCUAAGAAAUUUACCAUGGAUGACUGAAACCUGAUCUGUAAUAUCGGUGUUUUUUUAUCUUCUAUACUUCCUCUGUAACUUAAUAUACAUUGAUCAUUACUACUACUUCUUCGGUCCCAUAAUAUAAGAUGUUAUUACAUUCAUAGACAACAUAUUAUAUUAUGGGAUGGGAGGGAGUAUUCGAAUAUCCAUUUGUAAGCCUCCUAGAAGCUUGACGCUUUAAUUAACGUUGUCUAUGAAUGUUUAAUUGCAGCA